AGCUUUCAUUUGCAUCUCAAGCCCACCACCGUCCUUAAAGCUUCAACCUUCCUCUUCUUAUAGCUGUUCUUCAUAUAUUCCUCCAAAGUUACAAUUUGCUUCUUAAUUUUUCAAGCACAAAAGCGAGAAAAUAUGGCUGCCCAGUUUAGAGAUCAAGACCAGCUGCUGUCUAAAAUGGCUACAGGUAAUGGCCAUGGUGAAGAUUCUCCUUAUUUUGAUGGGUGGAAGGCGUAUGAUAAGGAUCCAUACCAUCCCACCAAGAGACCUAAUGGAGUUAUACAGAUGGGUCUCGCAGAAAAUCAGCUUUGUUUUGAUUUGAUUCAAGAGUGGCUCAUGAAAAACCCAGAAGCCUCCAUUUGCACACCAGAUGGGGUAGAGAAUUUCAAUGGUAGAGCCCUCUUUCAGGAUUACCAUGGGUUGCCAGAGUUCAGAGAGGCUAUUGCAAAAUUUAUGGGAAAAGUGAGAGGGGGUAGGGUAAAAUUUAACCCUGACCGCAUUGUCAUGAGUGGUGGAGCAACAGGAGCUAGUGAGACGAUGGCCUUCUGCUUGGCAGAGCCCGGUGAUGCAUUCUUGGUUCCUACUCCUUAUUAUGCAGGAUAUGAUAGAGACUUGAGAUGGAGAACGGGAGUCCAACUUGUUCAUGUUGUAUGUGAGAGUUGCAACAAUUUCAAGAUCACCAAAAGUGCUUUGGAAGCUGCUUAUGAAAAUGCAAAGGAAGAUAAUAUCAGAGUGAAGGGCUUGCUGAUAACCAAUCCAUCAAAUCCGUUGGGUAAUAUCUUGGACAGAGAGACACUGAAAGGGAUAGUAAGCUUCAUAAAUGAAAAAAACAUCCACCUAGUUUGUGAUGAGAUUUAUGCUGCCACUGUAUCCACAAAUCAGCCUAAUUUUAUCAGUGUCUCGGAGGUUAUAGAGGAAGACAUCGAAUGCAAUCGUGAUCUCAUCCACAUUAUUUAUAGUCUUUCAAAGGACAUGGGGUUCCCUGGCUUCAGAGUGGGAAUUGUCUACUCCUACAAUGAUGCUGUGGUUAAUUGUGCCCGGAAGAUGUCCAGCUUCGGACUGGUAUCAACUCAGACCCAGCAUUUAAUUGCAUCCAUGUUAUCUGAUGAUGAGUUUGUUGAUAGGUUCCUUGCAAAAAGCAAAGAGCGAAUAGAAACAAGACGUAAGGUCUUCAUUCAAGGACUUGCACGGGCAGGAAUCAGUUGUUUGGAUGGCAAUGCUGGCCUGUUUGUAUGGAUGGAUUUGCGUAUCCUCCUCAAAGAUCGGUCAUUUGAAGCUGAAAUGGAGCUAUGGAAAGUGAUAAUCAAUGAAGUUAAGCUCAAUGUUUCCCCCGGUUCUUCUUUUCAUUGCUUGGAGCCAGGUUGGUUCAGGGUUUGCUUUGCCAACAUGGAUCACAACACCAUGGAAGUUGCCUUAUCAAGAAUUAAAACCUUUAUGCAUCAGAUCAAGGAUCAGAAUAGGGAGGUCAAGGAGCUUGCGAAGAAAACAUGCAGGCAAAACAGCCUUAAACUCAGCUUAUCUCGAAGAAGGGUGGACGAUUUCUUGAUGUCACAAAUCAGUAUGUCCCCUCACUCUCCUAUACCUCAAUCACCUCUUGUUCCAGCUAGGACUUAGCUUGAGCAGUCCAUUGGCAGCGUUAGUUAAUUAUUGGUAACUAAUAGAAGUUUAUGCAUUCCAUCCCACAGAGACAACUCUGGGUUCAUGCAUCACUAUCCAUUUGCUUCAUUUAUUGUACUACUUUUGCCUUUCUUCACAAGCAAAAUGCUAGUCGUGAAAGUUUAUUUCCUUUCUUCGAAGUGUAUUUCUUUUAUUAGCCUAAUGAAAUAAUAUAUGUGUC
Molecule: messenger RNA, 1834 nt
Organism: Rubroshorea leprosula
Lineage: Eukaryota; Viridiplantae; Streptophyta; Magnoliopsida; Malvales; Dipterocarpaceae
Source: the annotation of a GenBank genome assembly